AUGACUAGUCAUCUGCCUCUUGUUAGAAUUAGAACAGAUCAUGGUUUUGAGUUUGAGAAUUCUCAGUUUCUGAAAUUUUGUGAGGAGAUGGGAAUUAAGCAUGAGUUCUCUGCACCUAUUACACCUCAGCAAAAUGGUGUUAUGAAAAAAAAAUAUAGAGUUCUUGUUGAGAUGGUUAGGAUGAUGCUCAAUAGCAAAAAUUUUGCUAAAUAUUUUGAGGUCCGAAACCAUCAUGUCAAUAUUGAUGACUUUGCUGCCUCUACUGAGAUGGCAUUAGAUGAGGAUGGUCUUUUAUCUUCUAUGCUUGAGGGAGAAUCUUCAGGUUUGGAUCUAGUGGUUGACCUGUCAACCUUUAGCAAAUCGAAGCAUGAUAGGAAGCCUUCUCUACUUGACUGCAAGAAUACCUGA
Prunus armeniaca (apricot) is the source of this 408-nucleotide messenger RNA. The record is from the annotation of a GenBank genome assembly. NCBI's taxonomy places the organism in Eukaryota, Viridiplantae, Streptophyta, Magnoliopsida, Rosales, Rosaceae.